AUGGCUCUGGACGUUAAUUUCGAAGGUCCUGGACGCCAAAUAAUGGCUCCGGACUUUUAUUUAUGUUUAACAAACGUUAUUAACAUUCAUUUUUUUGACUUUUUAGGUCCUGGACGCCGAAGAAUGGCUCUGAACUCUUAUUUCGAAGGUCCUGGUGUAUUUACGGUCCUUCAGUUCCGAACUUUGGAGAUAACUGGUUCUUCAGUUUUGGACUUUGGAGAAGAAGGUUCUUCAGUUUUGGACUUUGGAGACGACAGGUUCUUCAGUUUUGGACUUUGGAGACGAUGGGUUCUUCAGUUCCUGGACUUAGUGUUUCAAUCCGUUUAUCCGCAAUUCGUAUCGUGGACGCCUAAUCUUUCGGAUUCCCAUUUCGAAGGUACGGGAAUUCAACUGGAAUCCCAAUUCGAAAGUCCGCAGCUUUCCUUGAAGGAGUUUCAAAAAAAAGUUCCUGGAAAGAACUUCGAAGAAAGCUCCUUGGACAGAACUUCGAAGGUCCAUGACUUUUUGGAUAAGAACUUCUUUUGCUGGUCUUCAGUGGGAGCCUGGGCUUCAGUGGGGGUUGGUUCUUCAGCAGGAGCUGGAGCUGGUGCUGGUGCAAGAGCAGGAGGAGACUUCUUGGAUGAGAACUUCGAAGGUUUGCGACUUCUCAGAGGUCUGCGACUUCUUGGAUGA
Rhizophagus irregularis DAOM 181602=DAOM 197198 is the source of this 672-nucleotide messenger RNA. The record is from RefSeq and is a predicted model, not a curated record. Lineage: Eukaryota; Fungi; Glomeromycota; Glomeromycetes; Glomerales; Glomeraceae.